AUGGAUUCCGACGCCACGUCAAGAUUUGUGCCUGAAUAUAGGCGUACGAACUUCAAGAACAAAGGACGGUUCCAGAGCGAUGAGCUCAGGCGGAGAAGAGAGACCCAUCAAGUGGAUCUCCGGAAACAAAAGAGGGAAGAAGCAUUGUCGAAACGUCGAAAUUACACCGCCAAUGACUCGGAAGACGAAGAAGAGCCGGUUCCUGGGCUGGACGAGGACCAGUUUUAUGGUAAGCUCCAGCAGGAUCUUCCUCGGAUGAUGGAAAUGAUCCAAACCAACGAUUUUGACAGCCAACUUGCUGCCACCGUCAAGUUCCGCCAAAUCUUAUCGCGGGAAAACAAUCCUCCCAUCAACCUUGUGAUUCAAAGUGGUGUAAUCCCCACGUUGGUGGAGUUCAUGCGGCCCAACCACCCGGAUAUGUUGCAGUUGGAGGCGGCGUGGGCCCUCACCAACAUUGCAUCGGGAAACUCCGACCAGACUCGAGUGGUGGUGGAGCUGGGUGCGGUGCCACUUUUCGUAGACCUUUUGUACUCGCAGUCGAUGGAGGUGAAGGAACAGGCUAUUUGGGCGUUGGGAAAUGUUGCAGGAGACUCUUCGGAGUAUCGUGAUUAUGUGCUUGCGUGCCAGGCAAUGCAGCCGGUUUUGGAGUUAUUCAACACCACCAAGAUGCUGUUAAUCCGAACCGCUACAUGGACGUUGUCCAACUUGUGUCGUGGUAAAAACCCGCAACCGGACUGGCUGACGGUGCAACAGGCAAUUCCUACACUUGCUAAAUUGAUAUAUUCGGUGGACGCCGAAACGUUGGUUGAUGCUUGCUGGGCGGUGUCUUACCUUUCCGAUGGAACCACCGAGGCCAUCCAGGCGGUGGUGGACGCCCGGAUUCCCCAUAGACUCGUGGAGUUGUUGGGACAUGAAUCCAAUUUGGUGCAGACCCCGGCUUUACGUGCCAUUGGUAACAUUGUCACGGGAAACGACUACCAGACUCAGAUCGUCAUCAAUGCCGGUGUGCUCCCUGCGUUGGCUCCAUUGUUGAACUCGCCCAAGGAAACCAUCAGAAAAGAGGCGUGUUGGACCAUCUCCAAUAUCACCGCUGGUAACUCGGACCAAAUCCAAGCAGUUAUCGAUGCCAACUUGAUUCCGCAAAUAAUCCGGUUGUUGGUUUCUGGCGACUACAAAACGAAGAAGGAGGCAUGCUGGGCCAUUUCCAAUGCGUCUCUGGGCGGACUUACUCGCCCCGACCAAAUUCGGUACCUUGUUAGCCAAGGAUGCAUCAAGCCGUUAUGCGACCUUUUGGCGGUGGCCGACCCUAAGAUUAUCGAGGUGACGUUAGAUUCGCUCGAGAACAUCCUCAAGAUGGGCGAGCUCGACAAGGAGGCGCGCGGGCUGAAUGUCAACGAAAAUGCACUUUUCAUCGAAGAGGCAGGUGGCAUGGAGAAGAUCUUUGAGUGUCAAGGUAAUGAGAACGAAAAGGUUUACGAGAAGGCAUACAGAAUUAUUGAGAAGUACUUUUCAGAGGAGGACGACCAGAUCGACGAGGAUAGCGUUGCGCCCCAGGCGUAUGGCGAUGCAUUUGGGUUUGGGGUCCAGAACCAGCAAAACUUUCAGUUUUAA
This is a messenger RNA of Meyerozyma guilliermondii ATCC 6260, 1611 nucleotides long. RefSeq names its product karyopherin alpha. Lineage: Eukaryota; Fungi; Ascomycota; Pichiomycetes; Serinales; Debaryomycetaceae. Gene Ontology annotation, molecular function: protein binding; nuclear import signal receptor activity. Bases 1 to 1611 code for a protein of 536 amino acids. Gene Ontology annotation, biological process: NLS-bearing protein import into nucleus. Gene Ontology annotation, cellular component: nucleus; nucleoplasm; cytoplasm. The transcript has a single exon. The record is from RefSeq and is a predicted model, not a curated record.